This is a messenger RNA of Meloidogyne enterolobii, 395 nucleotides long. The record is from the annotation of a GenBank genome assembly. NCBI's taxonomy places the organism in Eukaryota, Metazoa, Nematoda, Chromadorea, Rhabditida, Meloidogynidae.
UUUUAGACAUUUUUGUUUGUUAUUUAAUUUCUCUUUUCUUUAUUUUAGUUUUUAAAAUGGACUAUUAUUCUUUUAAUAUUGACGAAACUGAAUGUUCUUCAUAUAAUAACAAUACACAUCUUGUUCGCCAGUUUAAUUUCUUCCAAUUUUCGAGUUCACAGGUUUUGGAGACAUUUCGGACUAUUUUUACCGACUCUUGGUCUAUUGUUAUCCAAGGGACGACAAUUCAUUUGCUUAGACAACAUUUAAAUUUGACAGAGAUGAGAAUGAAUAAACCGAUUGAUUCUCUUAAACAGGCUCUCAUUGAUCGUUUACUCCAAGUAACAUUUUAAUUAUUUUUAAGUUUAGUUUUCGUUCAGAAUGGGAAGUUCGAUCUAAUUUUCCACAAGGCGCAG